Molecule: messenger RNA, 603 nt
Organism: Alternaria arbusti
Lineage: Eukaryota; Fungi; Ascomycota; Dothideomycetes; Pleosporales; Pleosporaceae
Exons: 4
Coding region: 1-603 (200 amino acids)
Biological process (GO): intracellular protein transport; retrograde transport, endosome to Golgi
Cellular component (GO): endosome; retromer complex
Source: RefSeq, a predicted model, not a curated record
AUGGCUUCGCGACUGGUGCUGGUCCUAGGCGACCUCUUCAUACCAGACCGAGCUUCAGACAUACCGGCCAAGUUCAAGAAGCUCCUCGCACCCGGAAAGAUCGGCCAAAUUCUCUGUCUAGGCAACAUAACAGACCGCGAAACGUACGAGUUCCUGCGCGCUAUUGCACCCGAUCUACAGAUUGUAAAAGGCGACUUCGACGUGGAAGCGCCUAAUCUCGCCUUGUCGAAAGUCGUCACACACGGAAGUCUGCGCAUAGGCUUCACACAUGGCCAUACAAUCAUACCACCCGGCGACGGCGACAGUCUGCUGAUAGCAGCGCGGCAGAUGGACGUCGAUGUCUUGCUAUGGGGCGGCACACACAAGUUCGAGGCGUAUGAGAUGGAAGGCAAGUUCUUUGUCAACCCUGGAAGUGCGACAGGCGCUAUGAGCACGGGGUGGUGGACAGAGGACGAGGAUCCCACGCCGAGUUUUGUGUUGAUGGAUGUCCAAGGCGACGUCCUCGUACUCUACGUUUACCAACUACGCAAAGACGCCGAAGGCAACGAAAACGUCGCAGUGGAGAAAGUCUCGUUCCGGAAAAACGGCGGCGGCGCAUCAUAG